UUUUUCGCAAAUGCAAAGUCAAACACCUUCAACUACAAACGCACAAAAUUUCGACAGUAUUGCAAGGCAGCGAGAUUUAGAACUUCAAAAACUUGAAGAAGAAAUGCAAAUUAAACGGCAGUAUUUGCCAACCUUUAACGGAGAUCCAGAUGAUUGGCCAUUGUUCAUUAGUAGCUUUGAAAACAGUACGUCCUUGGCAGGUUACACAGACGCUGAAAAUUUGAUAAGGCUGCAAUCGGCUCUCAAAGGUAAGGCUCGCGAUAUGGUGAAAAACAAGCUGCUAGUGCCACAAAUGGUGCCUGAAAUCAUUCGGACACUACGUAUGUGUUUUGGCAGACCUGAACACAUCCUGGAGCGCGUUAUUUCGAAAGCCAAGAAUAUGCCACCGAUUAAAGAUAAACUGGACACCCUAAUUGAAUAUGCGAUGUGUGUACGUAAUAUAUGCGCAACGAUGGAAUGUUGCCAGAUGCAAUCCCACCUCAACAAUCCUUUACUAGUAAAAGAGCUAGUCGACAAACUUCCAAACAACCAUAAAUUGACCUGGGCGAUGUGUUACAAAGAUGAUCGUGUUCCCAUUACAAAAUCAUUUAGUGAUUGGUUGUAUUAUAUGGCGGAAGCCGCUAGCAACGUUACUCCGUUGUUUGUAAAAAAUGGAGCUUCAGUGAAUACUCAUAAUCGUGAUGAGGAGAGUAAAGAGUCCAGUGGUAAUGAAAUUAACAAAAUCGCAGUAAGUACCACAUGUAUUGUAUGCAAUGACGGUAGCCACAAAGUAGCUCAAUGUGACGUUUUUAAAAGCAUGUCGUUAAAUCGUAAGUGGGAAUGUGUAAAAGCUAAAAACUUAUGUCGACAAUGCUUGGGAAGACAUAGACACAAAUGCAAUAUAAACAAAGAAUGUGGGAUAGAUGGAUGUAAAUAUAAGCACAAUCCAUUGCUGCAUAAAAUUGUUAACGUACAAAACACCACAUCAAGUGCAGCACAAAGUGACCAACAAAAUUCAGUACUGAAUGCACACAGCAAUAAUUUCGAUGAGUCCCAACCACUAUUUCGUAUAAUACCCAUAAAUAUACAUGCUCAAAACAAAAUUAAAAAAGUUUAUGCAUUUCUAGAUGAAGGGUCUGCAGUGACACUAAUAGAAAAAAGUAUUUUUGAAGAAUUGGGUCUUCAGGGUAAGAGUGAACCCCUGUGUUUGAGAUGGACCGGCGACACCACUCGUACGGAAGAUGACUCAGUAAAGGCAACAAUUACUAUAUCGAGUGUUACCAACAAUAAACAAUUUAAGUUGAACGCAGUUCACACUGUAAAUAAUUUGGGGCUUUCGCCACAAACUAUCGACGCCGAUGAAAUUUCAAGAAGAUACCCAUAUUUGUCGAAGCUACCAAUACAAUCGUAUAGCAAUGCUAUACCAGCAAUACUGAUUGGUGCCGAUAACUGGAAAUUAGCCGUCCCUCUUAAAAUACGAGAAGGCUCUUGGAAUCAACCAAUUGCAUCUAAGACUCGGCUGGGCUGGGCCCUGCAAGGCAAUAGAAUGAAGGACACCGAUGAAUUCCGUAUAAAUGUCCAUUUUUGCGACUGUCAAAAAAGGCUCCACGAUAUGGUAAAAGAAACGUUUAACAUAGAAUCAACUCGUCAAAUGCAGCUGCUUUCUUACGACGACAACAAAGCUAUGGCAAUGUUAGAAAAUACAUGUAAAAAAGUCGAUGGCCAUUAUGAAGUUGGUUUGUUGUGGCGCAACCAAAAUAUACGUUUACCAGACAGCUUUAAUCAUCGCCUGAACUGCCUGCAAAAAAAGUUCUUUAAAACCCCCUUAUUAAAAGCAACUAUACAGUCACAAAUUGAUAAUCUCGUCUUAAAAGGUUAUGCCAAAAAACUCACCCCGAAAGAACUAGAAGUGCAUCAUAAAAAGACCUGGUAUUUGCCGAUAUUUGUUGUUUCAAACCCAAACAAACCAAAUAAAGUCAGACUUGUUUGGGACGCCGCGGCGAAAUCUAACGGUACAUCACUUAAUGAUUAUCUGCUGACCGGCCCAGAUCUUUUAAACCCACUAGUAAGCGUUCUUUUAAACUUUCGUGUUGGAAAAACCGCCAUAUGUGGAGAUAUCUCAGAGAUGUUUCAUAGAGUGAAUGUUAGAGAAAUCGAUAUGCAUGCCCAACGUUUUUUGUGGUAUGACAAGGGAGAUACACUGCAUCAACCAAGCAUUUAUGUAAUGAGAGCAUUAAUUUUUGGAAUCAGCUGCGCACCUUGUAUCGCCCAUUUUGUACGCAACAAAAAUGCAGACCUCUUUAAGAACACACACCCCCGAGCUGUAGAAGCAAUACAACAAAAUCAUUAUGUUGACGACUUUAUCGACAGCGAAUGUGACGACAACCAAGCGCUGGAAUUGGCGAUUCACGUGAGAGAAAUUCAUGAAGCCGGCGGUUUCAAGAUGCACAAUUGGACAUCUAACUCAGAAGUUGUCUUAAAGGAAUUACAUGGAAGCGCACCAUCUGAGCAAUCGAUGAAAGACUGGGGCUCAACCACUAAAAUAUUAGGUUUGUAUUGGGACCCAAAUAAUGAUGAAUUUAGAUAUAUUUGCAGAUUUGCAAGAUUACACCGUGAUAUACUAAAUCAGUCAUUGACACCGACCAAGCGCGAAACUCUACAAGUCCUGAUGUCCAUAUUCGAUCCCCUUGGAUUUGUGUCCUGCUACACAAUAGGCCUAAAAAUACUUAUUCAAGAAAUAUGGCGGACUGGUAUAGCAUGGGAUGAGGAACUUACGGACACUUUAGACAAACGCUGGUGCAGUUGGAAGUCCACAAUUCAACAAAUAACGUCCAUAAGAAUACCUCUAUGCUACUCCCCAACGAUGCAGACAGCAGACGAAGUCCAACUGCAUACUUUCGUAGAUGCCAGCGAAAACGCUUAUGCUGCCAUAUGUUAUCUGCUCAUCACGAAAAACAAUGUUACAACUGUCUCUCUAGUUGCAGCCAAGAGCAAAGUGGCACCACUUAAACCACUCUCAAUUCCAAAGCUCGAGCUGCAAGCUGCUCUACUUGGCACGAGACUUGCAAAAACUGUACAAGAAGUAAGACGAAUAAAUACUAACUCUCAAUUUUGGUGGAGCGAUGCAAAAACAGUUUUGAGGUGGUUACAAAUAGACCCAAAAAAGUUUCAGCAAUUUGUGAUGCAUCGUGUAGGCCAGAUUCUUGAGAACACAAACGUCAACCAGUGGAGAUGGGUUCCAUCAAAACAAAAUCCCGCCGACCUUGCCACCAAAGUACCAACUCCAUCAAAUACACAAAUGUGGUUUCAUGGUCCCAAAUUUUUACGCUCCGAUGUUAAUGAAUGGCCACAAUGCGAUGACUUGGGAAUGGUAAAUGAAACAGAAAUGAAACGCAGCGCAUUAGUAAUUGAAAGCGUCCAUAAGACUAAACUCAACAUUGAAUACUUUUCUAAUUGGAAGCGUUUGUACCGUGCUGUAGCUACUUUCUUUUUGUACUGCCACAAGCUAAAUAAAUUAACAAAAGAUAAAAUUAUAAACACAAACUUAGAAGUCGAUUGUGCCAUGAUCGAAAAGGCAAAAACAUUUUUAAUGAGAUAUGCGCAGAAUGACGAAUACAGUAACGAAAUAUCUAGUCUGACACGUAAUAAACUUAUUGGGAAAACAAGUAAGUUGAUCUCCCUUAAUGUGUACCUAGACAAAAUUGGCAUUAUUAGAUGCAGGGGAAGAGCUGAGUACCUCAAUAAUCAUGAGGACGCUAUUGUGUUGCCCCCUAAUCAUCACGUGACAUUUUUAUUAGUACGUCACUUUCACGAAAUGUUUCGUCAUCAAAAUCAUGAAACAGCGCUAAAUGAAAUUAGAAGUGAAUACUACAUUCCAAAACUGCGUGUUCUGUUUAGAAAAGUACGGAGAAUGUGUCAAUGGUGCAAAAUCAAUUAUGCCAAACCACUAGUGCCACAAAUGGCUGCGCUGCCAAUAGCAAGACUCGCUGCGUUUGAACGCCCAUUUACCUAUGUAGGCGUGGAUUAUUUCGGCCCGUUAAACGUUGCAGUUGGCAGAAGACAUGAAAAAAGAUGGGGUGUAAUUUUCACCUGCCUAACAGUACGUGCCAUACACAUCGAGGUGUCACACAGUCUAGACACAAGUUCGUGCAUCAUGUCAAUUAAAAAUUUUAUUUCUAGACGUGGCACCCUUAGAGAAAUAUAUUCAGAUAACGGCACCAAUUUUAAAGCCGCUGAAAAGUUAUUGUGUUGUCAACUAAAGAAUGUUAAUUCAUCCAUAAUCCAGAAAAAAUUAGAACAAAUUAAAUGGAAAUUCAACCCUCCAGCAGCUCCCCACAUGGGCGGAGCUUGGGAAAGGUUAGUCAAGUCAAUUAAGACUGUUCUAUAUAGCAUUUGCCCAACAAUGAAAUUUAACGAUGAAAGUUUAAAAUGUGCGUUAUGUGAGGUAGAGUUUACGAUCAAUUGUCGACCACUCACGUUUGUUUCAAUUGAAUGUUGUGACGAUGAAGCCAUUACACCCAACCACCUAUUGCUUGGCUCAUCAAAUGGCUAUAAACCAAUUGCAGAUGGUAACAUGGAUCUUCGACAACGAUGGUAUAAGACUCAGGAGUUCGCUGAUCAAUUCUGGCGUAGGUGGCUAAAAGAGUAUGUGCCCAUAAUCUCUCGAAGAAGUAAAUGGUUUACAAAACAACCACCUAUAAAAGUAGGCGAUGUAGUCAUUAUUGUGGAUUCAGAUAUGCCGAGGAAUUGCUGGCCCAAAGGCGUAGUAGUGGACGUUGCGAUUGCGAAAGAUGGCCAAGUUAGAAGAGCGACGGUGAAAACUGAAAAAAGCAUUCUACAACGACCAGUGGCAAAGUUAGCAGUAUUGGAUGUUGGCGGCCCUUCGAAUAGUAAACUCGACCCACCUGACUCGUUUACGGAGGAGGGAACUGUUGCCGCUACUCCUAAUUGA
This is a messenger RNA of Lucilia sericata (common green bottle fly), 4930 nucleotides long. RefSeq lists its product as uncharacterized. The transcript has 2 exons. The coding region runs from base 11 to 4930 and encodes 1639 amino acids. The record is from RefSeq and is a predicted model, not a curated record. Gene Ontology annotation, molecular function: nucleic acid binding. Gene Ontology annotation, biological process: DNA integration. NCBI's taxonomy places the organism in Eukaryota, Metazoa, Arthropoda, Insecta, Diptera, Calliphoridae.